Molecule: messenger RNA, 3487 nt
Organism: Python bivittatus (Burmese python)
Lineage: Eukaryota; Metazoa; Chordata; Lepidosauria; Squamata; Pythonidae
Gene: KATNAL2
Product: katanin catalytic subunit A1 like 2
Molecular function (GO): protein binding; ATP binding; ATP hydrolysis activity
Source: RefSeq, a predicted model, not a curated record
CGCUGAGGGAGCGAUGGAGCUUUAAAGUCCUAAGAAAAUAGGAACGCAGAGGCGCUUCGGCUUUUUUCAGCCACGCUCUAGAAAUGGAGCUAACUUAUCAAUCGUUGCGAACGACGUACCAGGUCAAAGAAGAAGAACAAAUGCGAACCGAAGCCCGACGCAAAAAUCUCCUUAUUUUGAUUUUACAUUAUUUAACUGAAGAAGGGUAUGUAGAUGCUGCUAACGCACUGGAGCAAGAAACAAAGUCUGGGUUGCGUCAUUUUGAAGUUUGCGACAAUGUCGAUCUUGAGACCAUUUUGAUGGAAUAUGAAAGCUACUACUAUGUCAAGUUCCAGAAGUACCCCAAAAUUACCAAGAGAGCUGUAGACUCCACAGACAAUAAAUCAAGAAGUGGAGGGAAAUCAAAAAGGGCAUCUAGCAGUACGUGCCGGAAUCUUCCCAAGAUUAGCCAGCAUCAAGGGAGACCACAGUCCAAAGUGUCACCCACAAAAGUAGUAGAGCUCAAAGCCUCCUUCAAGGAAAACUCUAAGCAGGAGAAUGAAGGUCCUUUAAGCCAAGCAGCAUCGGAGUUUGGUUUAAACGUAUCUGCAAUCCACAAAGGAGGUGGAGAAGGCCCUCGUUCUAAAAGGGGCCAAAUCAUUGACUUCCGUGGGCUAAUUCACGAUGCUAUCAAAGGGGCUUCCAGUGAAAUUGCCUUACACAGCCUUAACUGCAAUCCAGAUCCUUCGGAACGACUGUUAAAACCUUUGGGCGCCUUACUUGGGAUGACAGCAGAAAUGAGGGAGCUUGCAACUGUUGUCAGUAAGGAUAUCUAUCUUCAUAACCCCAAUGUGAAAUGGAAUGAUAUUAUUGGACUCGAUGCAGCCAAGCGGUUAGUCAAGGAAGCUGUUGUUUAUCCCAUACGGUACCCACAGUUGUUUACAGGCAUUCUUUCUCCGUGGAAGGGACUUUUGCUAUAUGGGCCUCCAGGUACUGGUAAAACCUUGCUGGCUAAAGCUGUGGCCACUGAAUGCAAUACAACGUUCUUCAACAUCUCGGCGUCCACCAUUGUCAGCAAAUGGAGGGGUGAUUCAGAAAAGCUUGUCAAAGUAUUAUUUGAACUUGCCCGCUACCAUGCGCCUUCCACAAUCUUCCUGGACGAGCUGGAGUCAGUCAUGAGCCAGCGAGGCACCAUUCCAGGCAGUGAACACGAAGGGAGCCGGCGGAUGAAAACAGAAUUAUUGGUGCAGAUGGACGGCUUGGCCCGAUCAGAUGAUCUUGUCUUUGUUUUAGCAGCUUCCAACUUGCCCUGGGAACUGGAUUACGCCAUGCUGCGCCGACUGGAGAAAAGGAUUCUAGUUGACCUCCCAAAUAAAGAAGCAAGGCAGGCGAUGGUCCAGCAUUGGCUUCCGCCGGUGAGCAACAGUGGAGGAGUGGAGUUGAGGACAGAGCUGAAUUAUGCUUUACUCUGUCAGGAGAUGGAAGGCUACUCUGGAUCUGACAUUAAGUUGGUCUGCAAAGAAGCAGCUAUGCGUCCUGUGAGGAAAAUCUUCAGUGCUCUUGAAAAUCAUCAGCCAGACAGUGGGAACUUACCUGUGAUCCAGUUGGACACUGUCACAACUGAAGACUUCUUGGAUGUCAUCUCUCAUACCAAGCCCUCUGCUAAGAACCUAAGUCAAAAAUACGUUGACUGGCAAAGAGAAUUUGAGUCGGUCUGAGCCGAGUUUAAGAUCUGAAACAAUCAUCUAAGUUUCCAGCUCUUCCAUCCCACCCCAAAAGGCAGUCCCAACAAAUUUCUACUAUUUUUUUUUUACCAAGAGAAGAAACUUCAGUCAUUUUCCAAGCUGGAUACUAAGUUUUGAUGAUGGAGAAGAGGCUGCAAAUUGUUAUUUGAAGAACCUCAUUAUAUCUUUUCAGUUGAUAAGCCUCAGACUCAUACAAAAGGUGGGAAAACAUUUUAGCACUUUAUUUUAUGACUAAAACUGGCAGUUUUUAUUCUUGUGUCACCUAGAAGACUUCUGGGAUCCACUUUGCUGACUUAAUAUUUUGCUACUGUAAUUUUUUUCUUAGUGGGACAGAUAGCAGGAAAUGGCAAAGAAGGAAAUUAAUUGGCCUUCUCAGGUAUCUUUGUAUUAAACCAGUAGAUUCUGAACAAGGCCAACAUCCAUGAAGAAUAAACCAUUUUGGAGUCUCAGAGAUGACUUUCAGCGGUUUACUUAGAGUGACUAGUAUCUCUCAUCUCUCUACCCUUGGUCAUUUGGAGAUCUAAAACAGACACUUUCAAGGUUUUUUUUCCCUUAGGGAAGAGACGUGGAAAGUGUAGCAAGUUUUGUAUAAUGUACCUAGUGGAUCCCCAGAUUUAAACAGGACAGCGGCCAGGAAAGGAAGCAUUUAUCCUUGUCCUACCAUGUCUUCCACCACCACCCCAUUUGUUCCUUGGGAGGAACCAUUAUCAAGGCUGUGGAUCUGGCUUCAGUGGAAAGAUGGGAGACAGCCACUGUUAACAUGCUGUCUUCUGGCAACACCCCACUUUGAUGCACAGUAGCAGCUAACAGCAGAAUCAAUUUGUCUUAAUAUUUCUAUAAAGUCCUUACAUGUUGUGUUUGAGACAAAGCUUUCCUUCUCAAAAGAUCAUUGAUUUCCUAGAACUUUGCACUUCUGAGCUACAGUCCUGGACUCUUCUGGAGUUUUGAAUCCAACCCUAUGUGAUCCUCUUCCUGGGCCAUAUAGUACUGGUUCAUCCAGCCAGUUUCCAAGAUCGAAGAACUGUGUGUAAUGCGCAUCCACUUUUUUUCUAAAAAGUGCUUCAGGUUUGCCCAAAGCACCUGUCUGCAACAUCUUGAAGCAGCUAGGCUUUCCCAGGUCUUGUGCAAUCCUCGGAAAAAGAGACAUGUUGCAGACAGGUGGCGUAGGCAUGCUCAAGCACAUGCCAAGGUCCAUUUUGGAGACUGAAUCCAAAGUGCCAUACAGCUGUAAUGAAGCACCCUGAGGUUUGCAGCUCCCCUUUCCUUAAACUGGUCAAAUAUUCAUGUACGUGCCCCUUUGCUUUUAGCAUUUGGCGUGACUGGUGAAUUCACUCAGAUCCUCUGUAUUAAUGUUUUAGCUCCUCUGCAUUGGUUUAUUUAUAAGCUUAAUUUUAGCUGGAUGAGAGCGUUUAAGAAAUAUUUUUAAAAAUACAAUUUAACAGUUAAUAGAGAUGUGCUCUCAUGUUCUUCAUCUGAAGCACUUCACAGUUGCCUUAAAUUUAAAACCUUUCCCAUCGCUCUUCUUGGCCGAGCUGAUUGGGAAUCCCUGGAGUUCUUGAAGAAACUCACCCAGUCACCCGUGGCGAUGUCUGUACCAGUGUUUUCAUUUCACGUCCUUGCCCCCAAAAAGGUGUUUACUGGUAGCUGUCAGUGCUUCACUCGUGCAUACAAGAAAACGCUACGGAAAUAUGAAAAUCAAACUUUGGGAUUGCAUUUGCGGUUUGUUUUAAAUGCAACUUCCUUAAAAGGUACCAAUCUUAUCU